Molecule: messenger RNA, 1897 nt
Organism: Microdochium trichocladiopsis
Lineage: Eukaryota; Fungi; Ascomycota; Sordariomycetes; Xylariales; Microdochiaceae
Exons: 3
Coding region: 1-1875 (624 amino acids)
Source: RefSeq, a predicted model, not a curated record
AUGGACAGCCAACAAGCAAUGGACGAACAACCAUCAGAGAGGCGACCUAGGGGCAGGCCACGGAAGAGUACGCCGCCCGAGCCAGCGGAGAAGCGGCCUGUAGGCCGACCCAAAGGCAGCAAAAACAAGCCGAAGCAGCCAUCAGGCCCUCCUGCUCCGGCACCAAGCUCGAUCGCGCCUCCCAGACAGAAUAAUACCGACGAUGAUCGGGAAGCUGUCCAGCUCACGCCUGGCGCAAACGACCAGUCACGUCGACGUGUCAGACGACGGGAAGGCUCGAGCUCGGAGGACGAAGAUGGCGGCGUCACGAAGCGAGGGCGCCAUGCCAGCCCGCAAGCGGAUCUCCCAGACCUCCAGCAGGGAGGAGGGGAUGAUCCGUUUGCCGACGGCGAGGUACCACUGUCGGGCGUACGCGAGCCCAGCGUCCAGUCGGAUGCAGGGUAUGUACCGCCUGAUGAGGAUCCAACCAAGCCACCGUCUCCCGACAGUUUCAUGGCGGGCGGUUACGAGAGUGCGCCAUCUCCAAUGAGGGUACAGCCAUGGACACCGGUGGCAUAUCGGCCAUUGCACCAGCCACCGCCAACCACACCCUGGAACGGAGAUAGAUACGAAAGUCGGUUUCAGCGUCUAGAGCAGCGGCUGGAUGGCCACGAGCGUCUGUUUUCGCAGCAGGCUGGAGCACUGCGAGAUCUCACGCUGCAGGUUAGCCGGCUUGUCGAAAGCAUUACUAGCGGGCAGCAGCCCGCUGGCCCUGCGCGGCUUCGCGGUAGCAUGCAGCGCGCUGUUGCCGUACAGACGGAAAGUCUUUCGGAUUUGGGCCAUGACGACGAAGGGGAAGAGACUCGGGUCUUGGGAUUCAUGGAUGCCGGGGCCGGCUGUGACGAGGACGAGGUCAAGGACGACGAAGACGACGAAGAUGAGGACGAAGAACCCACCAUCAGGAUGAUUGCCAACGUUCCCGCUCGCGACUUCCGCACUCCAGCCGAGAUUGCACGGCAGCGCCGUGUGAUUGAGGCGAUAGAGGCGGCGCGUCCCGGUGCCACCGCCUCCGUUCGCCGACAGCUCAACACUGGUCGCCCGAUGCUGUUCGCCCUUCAAGGAAUAUGGGACAUGGCGUGUGACGCGGGCAAAGUCCCAAUCGUUACCGCGAGCUACGUCUUUUGGAAGGAAGACGAGGUCAUGUGGAACUUUGAGUGGUCUCGUCAGCUCGUGACGACACUCUUCGCGGAGCCUGAGCCCUCCCUUUACGGUGACGGCCUGGACGUCUACACCAGCUAUAGUAGACAAUACCUCGAUUUCUGGGCCAACAAGACGAGUGGCGAUCAGGAGACACGGGCCGCAGCUCUCCAGGCGCGGUUCGGAGAAGAGCUGCCUCGGGUCCUAGAGGCAGUAGGCGGUUCUUGCGCGACAGCACUGUCCGGAAUGCACCGCCUCCAGACGGAGGCGGUCGCGCUCCGCGCCAUCGACGACCUCGAGGAGGCGGUGGGAGCUGCUCAGCAGAGCACUUCCCGUGCCGACGUCCUCGAUCACUUCUUGGUCGAUUCUGGCGACUACUUUUUGUCCUCUGAUGCGCGGCGCCGCAUCGCUGAGAGGCCGGCCAUGCGGCUAUUCUUGACGGCAGUCGCUGAGGCUGCGACAGCCCGGCACAAGCAGAUCUGCGAGCGUCGCGACGUGCUAAAGGCACUCGUCGACGGCAAUGGCCACGCCUGGCUCGAUUGCAUCCCGAGGGCUGCGCGGUGGGUCCUCGCAGGACGGCAGCUGGACAAGAUACACGAUGGGUCGUCCGAAGCUGCCCACAGCGCCUUUGCAGCGCUCAUGCAGCAGCUCCGACCGGCAAAGGAGGAACUACAGGCUUGCUCCCUCGAUGUUGAGUGAUAAUGUGGUUGAGGAUUCUGGG